Molecule: messenger RNA, 1629 nt
Organism: Leptosia nina
Lineage: Eukaryota; Metazoa; Arthropoda; Insecta; Lepidoptera; Pieridae
Source: the annotation of a GenBank genome assembly
AUGAAGGUCUAUCCGCAACAAAGAUUAGAGUACCAACGUACGGGUGUAAGAAAUAGAAGGACGUGGUUCCCUGAACAAAAUAAAUAUGAAAGCAAAGAUAAUAUUGUCUCGCUAUUCGCAACGAGUUUACGUCAUCAGACGACAGAGUUCUUUGAGAAUUCUACGCUACACGGCGUUCGUUAUAUCGCUGAAAAGGGAAGACCGUUUUGUGAAAAGUUUAUGUGGUUUUGCUUUACUUCUAUAGGAGCAAUAGCAACUUGCAUUAUAAUCGUUAGUUUAUGGGAGAAGUUUCAAACGAAUCCGACCAUUACUGGAUUGGACACGGAUUUCCACAAUUGGGACGUACCCUUCCCCGCUGUCACAAUCUGUGAUAGAAAUCCCAUUGAUGACGACCUUUUACAAGAUUACAUCGAUAAAAUAUGGGGUUCGGAACUACCGGCGAACGCAGACGAAAUGCUACGAUGGUUAUCCAUGUUGAGUUAUCAGUCCAUCGCAGCUAGAGCUUCGGAAUUUAAUUCGAAGAGCCUAACUGAAAGUAAUCCCGCGAUGAACACAAAAGAAGCCGUAUUUAAUAUUGUACGUCAUUGUGAAAAUUUGUUCUACGACUGUGAAUGGAAGGGUGAUUCGGAAGAAUGUUGCGAUUUAGUGGCGCCAGUUUUCACUGAGAUGGGCUUUUGCUAUGCUUUUAACUCUAAACAUGCCGAGAAGACAUGGCCUUGGCAAACGCAAAACGAUGAGUUCGUAGAAGCGUUCAUUCACGAAACAGAUGCCAAAUGGUCGUUCAUGUUUAAUUCAUUUCGUAACGAUACAACAAUUGACAUUUAUAUUCAUUCAACUGAAGAAAUGGCGGGUCUGGAGCAAAGCGUCCAGCACUCUUGGGACCGGCGAGUGGAGAAGGUCUCCUUUUCAGUAAAGCACACAUACACCACAGAGGACGCGAGGCAACUCUCUGUACGACAAAGACGCUGUAUAUUCGCUGAUGAGCAAAAAUUGGAGACAUCAAAUAUAUACACGUAUACAGCGUGUAUGAGGCAGUGUAGGAUGCAGCGAUGUCGGUCGUAUUGCAGCUGUGUUCCGCAUUUUUAUCCGCCUACAAAAGGCUACCGUCAUUGUACUGUGAAGGAAUUGGAGUGCAUAGCCAAGAACGUAGCUGCUAUCACAGAUGUGAACCGGUGCAACUGUGAACUCGGUUGCACUCAUACUGUUUAUGAAGUUGAGAAACUCACAGAGAUCGACGCCAGUAAAGCAUCAGCAGCAACGAACUCGCUGGAAACCGAAUUCGUCUCAUGGCCAAUGGUACGAUACAAACGAGAAGUGUUGUUUGGGUGGGUCGAUUUAUUAGUGUCCUUUGGCGGUAUAGCCGGUUUGUUCCUAGGAUUUUCACUGUUAUCCGGCGUAGAGAUCAUUUACUACUUCACAUUGCGGGCCUGUUGCGCGAUUGUUCGCGACCGAGACAUGUUGCGGAAGGAGCGAGAACAGCGACGUGCGAAAACUAAACCUUUGCAUCAAAUAAAUCCGUGGUCAACACGAGAACCACCACUUCGAACCCUGAAACCUUUCCAAAUUCAAGUGCAACAUUAUAGACCUCGUUACUUACCUCCUCCGACGUACUAUGGAUACUUACCGUAG